Messenger RNA from Erinaceus europaeus (western European hedgehog), 6190 nucleotides. RefSeq names its product TNF receptor associated factor 3 (gene TRAF3). NCBI's taxonomy places the organism in Eukaryota, Metazoa, Chordata, Mammalia, Eulipotyphla, Erinaceidae. The transcript has 13 exons. Gene Ontology annotation, biological process: regulation of apoptotic process; regulation of defense response to virus; positive regulation of JNK cascade. The coding region runs from base 276 to 2132 and encodes 618 amino acids. Gene Ontology annotation, cellular component: plasma membrane signaling receptor complex. Gene Ontology annotation, molecular function: tumor necrosis factor receptor binding; zinc ion binding. The record is from RefSeq and is a predicted model, not a curated record.
GGCGGGUGCGCGCGCGGCGCGCGGCCGAGGCCCAGCCGGGACUUUCCAGCCGGCGCGGCGGCGGCCGCCGGCCUUCCCCGCCCCCGCCAUGGGGCCGCCCGGGGAGCAGGACGCGGCGGGCGGCGCAGGACGCGCGCGGGGGCCCUGAGGAGGCCGCGCCAGGUAAGGGAUUCCACCACGCCCGCCGCAGAAGGACAAGGUCGCCUCCACUCCGCCUCAUUGUUUCCCGAAGCCUCUUCCUCCCGGUCAAGCUUAGCUCUGUCUUCCCACAGCUUAUGACUCACAGAAAAACUGUGAGACAGACAGAGCCAGCCAGAGAGGGAGAGACACCGUGGAACCAGAGCUCUCUCCAGUGCCAUGGCAUCUCCCAUGUGGGGCUGGGGCUGAAGUCUGAGCCAUGCACAUGUCAAGAGCCUCUCCUUCCUACCAUGGAGCCUAGCAAGAAGAUGGACUCCUCCAGCACCCUGCAGAGCAACCCCUCGCUGAAGCUGCACUCCGACCGCACGGGCGCCCCGGUCUUUGUCCCCGAGCAAGGUGGCUACAAGGAGAGGUUCGUGAAGCCGGUCGAGGACAAGUACAAGUGCGAGAAGUGCUGCCUGGUGCUGUGCAGCCCCAAGCAGACCGAGUGCGGACACCGCUUCUGCGAGACCUGCAUGGCCACCCUGCUGAGCACCUCGAGCCCGAAGUGCACUGCGUGUCAAGAAGGAAUCAUUAAAGACAAGGUAUUUAAAGAUAACUGCUGCAAGAGGGAGAUUCUGGCCCUUCAGAUAUACUGUAGGAAUGAAAGCCGGGGUUGUGCGGAGCAGCUGGAGCUGGGACAGCUGCUGGUGCACUUAAGGAGCAACUGCCAGUUUGAGGAGCUCGCGUGCGCACGUGCCGACUGCAAAGAGAAGGUGCUGAGGAAGGACCUGCGGGACCAUGUGGAGAAGGCCUGCAAGUACCGGGAGGCCACGUGCAGCCACUGCAAGAGCCAGGUCCCCAUGAUCAAGCUGCAGAAACACGAAGACACCGAGUGUCCCUGCGUGGUGGUGUCCUGCCCUCACAAGUGCAGCGUCCAGACCCUCCUGAGGAGCGAGUUGAGUGCACACUUGUCAGAGUGUGUCAAUGCCCCCAGCACCUGUAGUUUUAAGCGCUAUGGCUGCAUUUUUCAGGGGACAAACCAGCAGAUCAAGGCCCAUGAGGCCAGCUCUGCCGUGCAGCAUGUCAACCUGCUCAAGGAGUGGAGCAGCUCUCUGGAGAAGAAGGUUUCCUUGCUGCAGAAUGAGAGUGUAGAAAAAAACAAGAGCAUCCAGAGUUUACACAACCAGAUAUGCAGCUUCGAAAUUGAAAUCGAGAGGCAAAAGGAAAUGCUUCGAAAUAAUGAAUCCAAAAUACUUCACUUGCAGCGAGUGAUCGACAGCCAAGCAGAGAAGCUGAAAGAGCUCGACAAGGAGAUCCGGCCCUUCAGACAGAACUGGGAGGAGGCAGACAGCAUGAAGAGCAGUGUGGAGUCACUGCAGAACCGAGUCACUGAGCUGGAGAGUGUGGACAAGAGUGCGGGGCAGGCGGCUCGGAACACAGGCCUGCUGGAGUCACAGCUGAGCCGGCACGACCAGAUGCUGAGCGUGCACGACAUCCGCCUGGCCGACAUGGACCUGCGCUUCCAGGUGCUGGAGACGGCCAGCUACAAUGGCGUGCUCAUCUGGAAGAUCCGCGACUACAAGCGGCGGAAGCAGGAGGCCGUGAUGGGCAAGACCCUGUCGCUGUAUAGCCAGCCCUUCUACACCGGCUACUUCGGCUACAAGAUGUGCGCCCGCGUCUACCUCAACGGGGACGGCAUGGGCAAGGGCACACACCUGUCACUGUUCUUCGUCAUCAUGCGCGGCGAGUACGACGCCCUGCUCCCCUGGCCGUUCAAGCAGAAGGUGACGCUCAUGCUGAUGGACCAGGGCUCCUCGAGGCGCCACCUGGGCGACGCCUUCAAGCCGGACCCCAACAGCAGCAGCUUCAAGAAGCCCACGGGAGAGAUGAACAUUGCCUCCGGCUGCCCGGUCUUUGUGGCCCAAACCGUCCUAGAAAAUGGGACCUAUAUUAAAGAUGAUACGAUUUUUAUUAAAGUCAUAGUAGAUACGUCGGAUCUGCCCGACCCCUGACGAGCAGCCGGGGAGGUGGAUCGAGCAGAAGGCAACUCCUCUAGAGGGUUUCAGCCGGCAGUCUCCACCGAGGCCCUUGCACUCAGAAGAGGACCCGGUGGGACGAGGAGGCGGCAGAAGGUGGCCACGGGCCGGCGGGAGGAGCCACGGGAGGACCCAAGUAUUUUAUAGUAGACUAGCAUCACCACUUCCCUCCGAAGAAUCAUUUAUCCUUCGAGCAGGGUUCCAUUCUCAUUUCUAAAGAUCUAGUUAACUAAGGUGGAAACACAACAAAAGAAAAAGAAUUUUUUUUCUUCCUUAAACUUGAACACCAAAAAGGACACAGACACACACACACACAGACACACACACACACUCCUGGGUACAGCUGGACACAUCAGCAUGUUAGAGGUACAAGAACAGUUUAUGAAAUAAUAAUGCAAUUCUAAUAUAUUCAUCUAAAAUUCAAGAGUGCAAUCUUGUUUCAAAUAUAGUAUAUUGUCUAUUUUUAAGGCCUCAUCUGGUCUCUGUUUUAAUAGUUUGUUUGUCAGAAGACCCUUGAGCACACCUAGGUCUUUUCUGGAAGUCUCUAAAUUCAGAAUCAUUUUUUAAUUUGAAAGCUCUACCGAUGAUUGUCACUGCAAAACAUUUACUUGCAAACGUUGAUAGACUGCUAUUUCUUGGAAGAAAAUGUAAACUAUCAAACACUGGUUAUCACUUGUGAUAGGAAAGAGAAUAUCCAACCUGCUGUUAUUUCUCGUUAGAAAUGUAAACCUCCGGUUCCUGUCGUAGUUAAUGACACUACUUCAAAAUCACUAUGAAAGGCAAAGCGCUCAUGGAUGCUGUGCAUCACUCGGAUUUCUAAUUGUUUUCACCCUAAAAUAGGGCAUUAGUUGAACUUUGGAGUUCUACGCAACCAUCCUGUAGGUUUUUAAAAUUCUGCCCCCACGUGUUCAGAUGAGCUCUCCCGUUGGGGACGCCCCCUAACCCUGCUGGAGGAGGCUGCUACGGACACCUCCAUCUGUCACACGGCUGCCCUCGGAGGCGGUGCCCUGCUGUCUGUGCCUUACAUGUGCCAUGCUGCUUGCUUUCUGCCCAUCGCUUGACCACACUCUGCUGCACCUCUAGGUCCGUCUCCACAGGCCCUGCCCUGGGGAAGCUUCCGGAGCUGCUGCCGCUUAAUUGUCACAGACCCCAACUCUCUAGACCCCCGAAGCGAGCCCCUGGUCCUGCCCCUGAGGUAGGUGGGUAGAAGCUACAUCUGUGUCCCCACCGGCUUGGGCAGAGCCCUCUGAGCGUUCCAGAGCAUUCCAGAGACCGCCGCUCCGGGGAGGGCUGGGCCUCUCAGGACCCCACUCUCCCUGCAGGGCGGAUCCCGGGGGGCUGCUGCCUAGGCCCUCUUCAACUCACUGUUUACCUUCUCCAGUGGUCCAACUGUGAUUAGAAGCCGGAGCCUCCCGUGCCCCUCCGCUAUGCACCGCGCUUCCUGGGUGCUCUUAACUGACGGGUGCUACACGUGACGGGUGCUUCUUAGGCCAACACCGAGGGGUGCGAACCGCCGCAUCUGUGCCGCUCAUCCACGCGCCCGAGACCGCCGGGCCGCGCGCGCCCUUGACUGCCUGCCUGCCUCUGGGCCGCGGCCGGUCUCGGGGCAGCUGGGUGGCCGCUGGCCCUGGUGCUCCAUCUGCCUGGGUGUGCCUUCACCCCAGUGCCUGCUGGGAACGCCCGCACACUGUCCCCGAGCUUCGAGAAGUGACCUCAUGGCUCCACGCACCUGCCGCACCCCCUAGCAUUUCCCAGGCUUGGCUUCCAUCUUCCCCGCUUCCCUCCUGGGGACCGAGUGUCCCCUGACAGCCCCCGCCUGGCCCUGGACCCUCCGGCCUGGUGGCUGUCCUGAGCCAGAGUCAGGCUUCCUGGCCGGCAGGGACCGGAGGCCUCAUCCCAUCACAAAGGUACAGCCAGUUUUGCAGGCACAGGGAAAGUCAGCUAGAGCGUCCCCCUCCCCUGGAAGGCCCUGGUGGAGGGGGAGGGGGCCUGAAGUGCUAAGAUUGGGGGGGACCUGCCCUGGUGGGAAACACCCCCCUCCCCCUGCACAGGGCAGAGCUGCAGUCCUGGGUUCCCCCUCAACACCCCCCCCCCCAGGCUUGGCCUGAAGCUUGCUGAUGGCUGUGGCCCUGGUGCGGGACUUAGGGAGGGACCCCAGGGGCCUUGUCUGGUGCUGCUGCCCCGCGCCCAUGUGCACGGCCCCCUGUCCCGGUGUGCUCAAGUGACGGCAUUCCCCACAGGACUCUCAGCCCGGCUCCGAGGAGAACCCUCCUGGCGCACGCUAGGCCACCGCAGCCGAAGGCAAGAACAGCCCUCUGGGCCGCUGCUUCCCGGGCCCUGCCCUGGCCAAGCAGGAGGGGACAGCUGUGCGUGUGACCCUCACCCGUGUGUCUUGAGUAAGGACCCUCCUGAAAGGCGAGGUCGGUGGCGGGGUGCCAGGGACUCUGGGCUGGGCUCUGUCAGUCUUUCUGUCACUUGGAUUCUCAGCUUCCUGGUUCCCAGGUUACUGAGAGAAACGGGAAUGUGUGGGAAUUGUUCUGUCAGAUGGGAGAGUGGCGCCACCCUUGAGUCCCUGACGUGCUUGCCCUGUGCAGGGGACAGCAGGAAGCGGCUGUGUGGCUUCAAAGUCCCAGGGAACAGCCCCUGGAACACCCGCAGCGUCCCCACCUCCCUCCUUGCCCACGCUUCUGUCAGCUCCCAGGCUCUGACUUUGGUCCUGGCUGGUGAUUGAGGCCUGCGGUCCUGUGCCAGGAAGCGGCCUCCCCAGCAGAGCUGACACCCUGAAGCUGCCCCCAGACCACUGUGACACCCCGGCCCCUGGGGAGACAGGACAGAUGACAGGCCUCCUGGCUUUGGCAUCAAAACGCCCCACGGUCAUGUCCUAGUGGAGGAAACCCAAGGCAGGCAGGCCCAGCCCCUGUGACGAGGGGCUGUGUGUGUCCUGGUCCAUCUGAGGAAGAUGGGGCUCCCACCCAGGGCUCAUGGUCUUGCCUGUCCAGCCUGCCGGCCUCUCACAGGCCCCGCGUGCCACCCUCGGGGGUGCGACCAGCAGCUCAGCCUCCCCAGGACCUCCCCCCCAAGCCUGUCGGUGGGGGCAGAGCCACCCCAUGUGCUAUUUCUGGUCGAAUCCCUGCUCACCACUGCCGGGCUGGGGGAGUCAGGGACCCCUGCCAGUGUCGCUGGGACCCCCUCUAAGCCCAGCCUGGCUCCAUCUUCGCUGGAAAAUGUGAGACAGAGCAUGUCCCCUAGUGCUGAGGUUCCCAUGAGGCUCCAUGUCGCUGUCACCUGGGCUGGGCCAGGGGAGGGACGGAGGGGAGGGGAGGGGAGGUCUUGGAGGUCCAAGAGGCCGGGCAGAGCUGUACGUACAUUUCAUCUCCGCCACCAGUCGCUAAGUCUCGCCGUGAGAAAGGUGAAACCAGAUGGCCGGGCCGCUCCUGCAGCGCGUGGCGGCCGCUUAGCUCAGUCCCCUUAGCCGAGCAAAGUGACCUAAUUGAAACCCAACUAAACGACUCAAUUGGCAAACACAAACGCUGUGUCCGUUCCGAGGAUUCCUCUGAGUGGUGUGUGCCGAGGGGGGCAUCCGCGUGCCGUCCAGACACACGCCUUCCCUCCUCUGUUCAGUUCUAGCUCCCAAAACAAAGACCAAAGAAGGCCGAUUUCUCACUGACUGUCCCCCCCCGCCCCCCAAAUUGCCGUGUGUAGUACCCGCCCAGCGCAAGGACCCAUCUGGACAGUCCAAGUGAUGGUGGCCAGUGACUGCGCCCUGUGCGCUCUCUGCUCUUCUGAGAAACGGCGCGGCAGUGAGCUUCCCCUCGCAGUAGUAAGCGUUGUGGGCAGCGCCGCCGGGUGAGAACAGCAUUACCGUCCCUUUGUGUUACCUUAUGCUGUGUGGUUUAUUUAGUAUUUAUUUGUGUUCUUGAGGUCUUGCAAUGUUUUGUGUUACCAAUGCUAAUAAUAACUGAAGUUUGUAAGAGUGUAGAAUGCAAAACUUGGAAAUGCUCAACUUAGUAGAGGACAAUAAAUCUGACUAAGGA